AUGGUGUCGAUGAUCGCGACCCAUCCGGGCACAUCGUCUGCUGUUACCUCGGUUAGCUCGAUUCAAAGCUCAUCAACGGCGGUGAAAACUGGUCAACAGCGGGACAGCGAUGACAUCAAAGCACAUCUCGAUAAACUAGCAAGAAUUGCCGGACAACUCAGUCACCGUCAUGCGGAUUUCAAUCCUAAACGGGACCGUGCAUCUAUUAACAAGAUGCGUUCACAAAUGAAGGAACUGCUCCGAAGGGUGAAUGAAAUCGAGAAGAAGGUCGGUAGUGGAGAUGUGCGAGGCGAAGUGAGGCAGUUAAUGCGCACUCUGGAAGAGAUGAAGUGUGCCCUUGGAGAGGGCCCUGCCCCAAAAUCGACGUCAGCUACGCCUAUCCUUACAAUGCACAAUAAAACGCCGUUCUGGAACGAACAUAACCAGGUGUAUCAGCUCGAUUUCGGUGGUCGUGUCACACAGGAGUCAGCGAAAAACUUCCAGGUAACCUCCUUCAAAUCUUUUUCUAUUUUGAUUGGAUGUGGUGCAGUUGAAUCGAGAUGGACGCCUUGCGGCGAGAGCGACGUUGCGCACGAAGUAAUGCGGCAGAAUGAAUCAGAAGCAGCGCAGCCAGUAAAGUGUACAGGCACAAAAGUAACAGUAGAAUCAUGCCAAAAAUAA
This is a messenger RNA of Haemonchus placei, 660 nucleotides long. The record is from the annotation of a GenBank genome assembly. NCBI's taxonomy places the organism in Eukaryota, Metazoa, Nematoda, Chromadorea, Rhabditida, Trichostrongylidae.